AUGUCCUGUCCCCAAGCAAGAAGGUCAUCCGAUUUGGUUUCUAAUCGUGAUGAAUGUCGAUGGGUGAUAAACAUCCGUUCGUUCCUCGACGAAGAAGAAGAUGAUGGUGAUGGUGAAGGUACUGAAGUUGUGGCAUCGAUCCACAGUGUUCCCAAAGCACUGAUUUCGAGUAACCCGGAGUUUUACACCCCACAAAUGGUUGCUAUCAGCCCUUAUCAUCAAUGGCGUCCGGAGCUUUACGAGAUGGAGAGAUACAAGCUGGCCGCCGCGAGACGGGUCCGGAGGCAAUCACGGCCGUCUCGUGUUUCGUUCCCAACUAUCGUUCAACACCUGCAGAAGCUCGAGCCGAGGAUCCGGGCCUGUUACGACAAGUACUUGGACGUCGACGGUGAAACUUUGGCUUGGAUGAUGGCCGUCAACGCUUCGUUCUUGCUCGAGUUUCUUCGAAUCCAAGCCUGUCGUGAGGAAAUGAUCAUUGGUCCGAUGAUGUCGAAACUGGUUCACGACUCGAUUCUCAGAGACGCUGUGAUGCUGGAGAAUCAGAUCCCGUUCUUUGUGCUGCGAAAGGUGCUGGAAAUCCAAUACUCGUCGUCGGAAAAAGCCGAUGAUAUCACGGUUUCGAUGCUAAAGGAAAUUUCCGGCGAUCUCUCCCCUUUCAAAGCAAUGGAGAUCAACUUGAAGAAGAUCGAUGUCUCGAGAUGUCAUCAUGUUCUGGAUUUUCUCUACCAAAUGAUUGUCCCUAACCUUGAACAAAUUCCACCCGAAUAUUCCGAGCAAGUCGUCGAAUCGGAAGAACAGAAGGAACACUUACGCACAGAUGAAGAAGAAAGCGCUAAUCAAAUGAAACAGCUCUUGAUCGAGUUUUGGACGACGCUUUCGAAAAUGACUCAGUUCAACAAACCAUUCCGGUUCAUACUCAAUUUUCCCUGGCAAAUCCUAUCAAACAUAGUGAAAGCGCUGGAGAAGGAAGACGAUAAUUCCACGGUAGAAGAGAUCACAAUCCCAUCCGUAUCCGACCUCUCGAAAGCCGGCGUCCGUAUCGUCCCGACGAACGGAAACAUCUCGAGCAUCAAAUUCGACGUAGAGACGGUCACAUUACACCUUCCGAUCACCUCCAUCGACGAUAACACCGAGGUCGUCCUUAGGAACUUGGUGGCAUACGAAGCAUCGUACGUAUUAGGACCGCUCGUUUUCGCCCGGUACACCGAGUUGGUGAACGGGAUCAUCGACACAGAGGAGGACGUGAGGCUGUUACGAGAAAAGGGUGUCAUUCGGAACCGUCUGAAGAGCGACAAGGAGGCCGCCGACAUGUGGAACGGGAUGAGCAAGUCCAUCAGAUUAACCAAAGUGCCGUUGUUGGAUAAGGUGAUCGAAGACGUUAACAAAUAUCACAAUGGUACAUGGAAGGUUAAGCUCAAGAACGUGUUGAAGCACUACGUCUAUGGCUCAUGGCGGUUCCUCACGCUGCUGGCCGCCGUCGUGUUUCUGUUCCUCACGACGUUAGACGUAUUUUGCUCGGUUUAUAGUUGCUCUCGGCUCUACGAUAUCCAAACCUCCGAGUGGCAAAAUUAA
Hibiscus syriacus is the source of this 1572-nucleotide messenger RNA. RefSeq names its product putative UPF0481 protein At3g02645. The transcript has a single exon. Lineage: Eukaryota; Viridiplantae; Streptophyta; Magnoliopsida; Malvales; Malvaceae. The record is from RefSeq and is a predicted model, not a curated record. Bases 1 to 1572 code for a protein of 523 amino acids.